UAAGAAAGACAUUAAUCUCCCGCUGGGGCUCCUGCCCCGUCAGAUCUUCGGCCCUCUCCUGCAGGAAGUGAAUCUGAUGCCGGAACUCAAUGAUCCAGUGACUCGGCAGGAUAAGAUGGCGACCGUGUGGGAUGAGGCUGAGCAAGAUGGAAUCGGGGAGGAGGUACUCAAAAUGUCCACGGAAGAGAUCAUUCAGCGCACGCGGCUGCUGGACAGUGAGAUCAAGAUCAUGAAGAGCGAAGUGUUGCGAGUCACCCACGAGCUCCAGGCCAUGAAAGACAAGAUCAAAGAGAACAGUGAGAAAAUCAAAGUGAACAAGACCUUGCCAUACCUCGUCUCCAACGUCAUCGAGCUGCUAGAUGUUGAUCCCAACGACCAAGAGGAGGAUGGUGCCAAUAUCGACCUGGAUUCCCAGAGGAAAGGCAAGUGUGCAGUGAUCAAAACCUCUACACGACAGACGUACUUUUUGCCUGUUAUUGGAUUGGUGGAUGCUGAAAAGCUGAAGCCAGGAGACCUGGUGGGUGUGAACAAAGACUCCUAUCUAAUCCUGGAGACCCUGCCCACAGAGUAUGAUUCAAGAGUAAAGGCCAUGGAGGUGGACGAGAGACCCACAGAGCAAUACAGUGAUAUUGGGGGCCUGGACAAGCAGAUUCAGGAGCUGGUGGAGGCCAUUGUCCUGCCAAUGAACCACAAGGAGAAGUUUGAGAACUUGGGGAUCCAGCCUCCCAAAGGUGUGCUGAUGUAUGGGCCCCCAGGCACAGGGAAGACCCUUCUGGCUCGGGCCUGUGCUGCACAGACUAAGGCCACUUUCCUGAAGCUGGCUGGCCCCCAGCUGGUGCAAAUGUUCAUUGGAGAUGGUGCCAAGCUGGUCCGGGAUGCCUUUGCCCUGGCCAAGGAGAAAGCUCCAUCCAUCAUCUUCAUUGACGAGCUGGAUGCCAUCGGCACCAAGCGCUUUGACAGUGAGAAGGCUGGGGACCGGGAGGUCCAGAGGACAAUGCUGGAGCUUCUGAACCAGCUGGAUGGGUUCCAGCCCAACACCCAAGUAAAAGUCAUUGCAGCCACUAACAGGGUGGACAUCCUGGACCCCGCCCUGCUCCGCUCAGGUCGUCUGGACCGCAAGAUCGAGUUCCCAAUGCCCAAUGAAGAGGCCCGGGCCAGAAUCAUGCAGAUCCACUCCCGGAAGAUGAAUGUCAGUCCUGAUGUCAACUAUGAGGAGCUGGCCCGCUGCACAGAUGACUUCAAUGGGGCCCAGUGCAAGGCCGUGUGUGUGGAGGCGGGCAUGAUCGCGCUACGCCGGGGUGCCACAGAGCUCACCCAUGAAGACUACAUGGAGGGCAUCCUGGAGGUGCAAGCCAAGAAAAAAGCCAACCUGCAAUACUACGCCUAGCGAGGCUGCCCACUGGACUGCUCCCUGGUCUCUGCCUGGUUAAAAUUAGUAAUAAAAGAUGGUUUUCGGGACCCUGCCA
This is a messenger RNA of Orycteropus afer afer, 1466 nucleotides long. It is a transcript of the gene PSMC3, whose product is annotated as proteasome 26S subunit, ATPase 3. The record is from RefSeq and is a predicted model, not a curated record. Gene Ontology annotation, molecular function: ATP binding; ATP hydrolysis activity; proteasome-activating activity. NCBI's taxonomy places the organism in Eukaryota, Metazoa, Chordata, Mammalia, Tubulidentata, Orycteropodidae. Gene Ontology annotation, biological process: proteasome-mediated ubiquitin-dependent protein catabolic process. Gene Ontology annotation, cellular component: proteasome regulatory particle, base subcomplex.